AAUAUUUACUCUUGUGAACACCUCGUAUUUUCGAACAUUUGAUGAACGUUUUGGUUGAGUUUUUUUUUGUUUGUUAAUUAAUAUUAUUACACAGUUAAUUUUCAUUUGUACAACAAUAGAGAAUAAAAAAAAAUUCAGUAAGGUCACAAACACUUAUUGGAGCCUGAGAAGGGAACACGUUCCAUCUUUUCUUUGUGUUUAAGAGAAGCAUUUAUUACUUUCAUAAAAGUUUUUUUUUUGGAUAAUUUUAAAAACUUUUCAAGAAAAAAUGAAUAGUGGAAAAAUUGCUUUGUUAAGUGUCUCCGAUAAAACAAAUCUUUUGCCAUUUAGCAAAAAAUUACAUGAAUUAGGAUUGACAUUAGUGGCAUCAGGUGGUACGGCAAAAUCAUUAAGAGAUGCCGGUCUUCCAGUUAAAGAUGUUUCCGAUAUUACAGGAGCGCCUGAAAUGCUUGGAGGACGUGUAAAAACACUUCAUCCUGCCGUUCAUGCUGGAAUCUUGGCAAGAUUGACAGAUUCAGAUCAAAAGGACUUACGAAAUCAAAAUUAUGAUCUGAUUCGUGUUGUUGUUUGUAACUUGUAUCCAUUUGUGAAAACAACAUUGAAACCAGAUGUGACGCUAGAAGAUGCAGUCGAAAACAUUGAUAUUGGAGGCGUUACAUUAUUAAGAGCUGCAGCCAAGAAUCAUUCAAGGGUGACUGUUAUCUGUGACCCAAACGAUUAUGAUAAAAUAAUCAAUGAAUUACAAAACUCUACUGACAAAGAUACCAAGCCUGAGACAAGACAAACAUUAGCACUGAAGGCAUUCACUCACACUGCCGAGUAUGAUAAUGCAAUUUCUGAUUAUUUUCGAAAACAAUAUAGCGCUGGUGUUUCACAAAUGACACUUAGAUAUGGAAUGAAUCCACAUCAAAAACCUGCUCAAAUUUUUACUGCUUUGGAAAAAUUACCAUUGACUGUUGUUAAUGGUUCACCGGGAUUUAUAAAUCUUUGUGAUGCAUUGAAUGGUUAUCAACUUGUUAAAGAAUUAAAGGCAGCUCUUAAUUUACCAGCUGCAACUUCAUUUAAACAUGUGAGUCCAGCUGGUGCCGCUGUUGGUGUUCCUUUAGAUGAUGCCAAUGCUAAAUUAUGUCAAGUUGACGAUAUUGUUAAUCAAUUAACUCCAUUGGCGACAGCUUACGCUCGAGCUAGAGGCGCUGAUAGAAUGUCAAGUUUCGGUGAUUUUGUUGCUUUAUCCGAUCCUUGCGAUACACCAACAGCAAAAAUCAUCUCAAGAGAAGUAUCAGAUGGUAUUAUUGCCCCUGGAUAUUCGGAGGAAGCACUUGAAAUUUUGAAAAAGAAAAAAAAUGGUGGCUAUUGUAUUUUGAAAAUUGAUCCAAAUUAUGAACCCGCUCCAAUGGAGCGUAAAGUUCUUUAUGGAUUGACUUUGGAACAAAUGCGUAAUGAUGCUGUUAUUGAUAGAAAUACAUUUGGCAAUUUAGUUACCAAGACUAAUAGUUUGUCUGAUUCUGCAAUUAGAGAUUUAAUUGUGGCAACAAUUGCUGUCAAGUAUACACAAAGUAAUUCUGUAUGUUAUGCAAAAGAUGGUCAAGUUGUUGGAAUUGGAGCUGGUCAACAAUCACGUAUUCAUUGCACAAGACUUGCUGGCGAUAAGGCUGAUAACUGGUGGUUACGUCAACAUCCAAAAGUGACUGGCAUGAAAUUUAAAAAAGGUGUUAAACGAGCGGAAAUUUCAAAUGCAAUUGAUAAUUAUGUUAAUGGAACUGUUGGAAAGGAUAUGGAUGAAAAAAUUUGGGCCUCAAUGUACGAAAUUGUGCCCGAGAAAUUAACUGAGGAAGAUAAAGUUGAAUGGAUAAAGAAAUUGAAUAACGUCGCUUUAAGCAGUGAUGCUUUCUUCCCAUUCAGAGAUAACGUUGAUAGAGCACGUUUGAGCGGAGUUGGAUUUAUAGCAAGUCCUGCAGGAUCGACAAAUGAUGAAGCAGUGAUAGCCGCUUGUAAUGAACACAAUAUCACUUUGGCUCAUACCAAUGUCAGAUUAUUCCAUCAUUGAAUGAUUAAAAAAAAAAAAAUGUUAUUUACAUGUUACAUACAACUGGGUCCAAAUAUAUUUUUCUAUUACAAUUUUUAUGAGAUUCCGAUCAAAGACUGAAACUCUGUUAAGGACCAAUGUUAAAUUUUAUAAUAUUAAUUUUACAAACACACACAACUGUAAAUGUUUCAUUUGUUACAAAUAAAUUACAUCCAGUUAUUAAAUGAAAAAAAAA
Messenger RNA from Leptopilina boulardi, 2261 nucleotides. Its product is annotated as bifunctional purine biosynthesis protein ATIC. Lineage: Eukaryota; Metazoa; Arthropoda; Insecta; Hymenoptera; Figitidae. Gene Ontology annotation, biological process: 'de novo' IMP biosynthetic process. The record is from RefSeq and is a predicted model, not a curated record. The coding region runs from base 269 to 2047 and encodes 592 amino acids. Gene Ontology annotation, cellular component: cytosol. The transcript is spliced from 8 exons. Gene Ontology annotation, molecular function: phosphoribosylaminoimidazolecarboxamide formyltransferase activity; IMP cyclohydrolase activity.